This is a messenger RNA of Pistacia vera, 834 nucleotides long. RefSeq names its product probable aquaporin NIP-type. Gene Ontology annotation, cellular component: membrane. Gene Ontology annotation, biological process: transmembrane transport. Bases 16 to 834 code for a protein of 272 amino acids. Lineage: Eukaryota; Viridiplantae; Streptophyta; Magnoliopsida; Sapindales; Anacardiaceae. Gene Ontology annotation, molecular function: channel activity. The record is from RefSeq and is a predicted model, not a curated record. The transcript has 6 exons.
UUUUUCCUGAAAAAAAUGGCAACAAAAAUUGACGGCAUUGAAGAGGCAGAAAUCUCAAAGAUGGAAGAAGGUGUUGCAACAAACAAAGGCAAUGGCGAUCGUUGGUCAUCAGCUUCAGUUGUGAGCAUCUCACAAAAGUUGAUCGCAGAGGUGAUAGGGACGUACUUCAUUAUAUUUGCUGGGUGUGGGGCAGUUGUAGUGAAUAAAAUAUAUGGAUCGGUCACAUUCCCAGGGAUUUGUGUGACAUGGGGUUUAGUUGUCAUGGUUAUGAUUUAUACAGUCGGCCAUAUUUCUGGGGCUCACUUUAACCCCGCCGUCACCAUUACUCUUGCUAUUUUCCGUCGCUUCCCAUGGUGGCAGGUUCCGUUAUACGUUGUAGCUGAGCUAAUGGGAUCUAUCAUCGCGAGUGGAACGUUAUCUUUAAUGUUUGAUGUAACUCCGAAAGCUUAUUUCGGAACUCUGCCUGUUGGAUCCAACGGUCAAUCUCUAGUUGCCGAAAUCAUCAUCUCCUUCCUCUUGAUGUUUGUUAUUUCAGGCGUCGCCACUGAUAGUAGAGCGAUUGGAGAAUUAGGAGGGUUUGCUGUUGGAAUGACCAUAAUGUUAAACGUCUUCGUUGCCGGGCCCGUUUCUGGAGCUUCGAUGAACCCAGCGAGGAGCUUAGGCCCAGCAAUUGUUAAGCAUGAAUACAGAGGAAUAUGGGUGUAUAUAAUAGGGCCGGUGAUUGGGACUGUUGCAGGAGCAUUUGCUUACAAUUUGGUAAGAUUUACAGAGAAGCCACUUAGUGAAUUGACCAAAACUUCUUCAUCUUUUCUCAAGACCAAUUCAAAAGAAUAA